AUGAACUCGCCAGACCUUAUGUUCCGCAAUGGCUUUCCACUUGCCUACCAGUACUCCAGUGCGCAGCCUUAUCACCAAUCAGGUACUCCAGCGGGUGGAACUUACUACAUGUGGUCCGGCAGUGAGCCGACUGCAAGUACGGCACAGACGUUGAAUGAAACCGGCGAUAGCGUUGGAAACUCCUCCACAAUGUCAUCUGGCUCUCCUCCGCCACAGGAAGCAUUGGUAGAACACCAGGUCCUCCAUCCUCACAACGGCCAUCCUACCCACGUGCCCAUCAAAGUCGAAGAUGCCUACGGAGGAACCGCCUACCCGACAAUGCAAAAUCACCACUUUCAUUACCAGCCUCAGAUUCAGGCUUUGCCCGGGAUAACAUCGCUCUCCUGGGCUGGCUCCGAACAGGAGGAGUGGAGACUUCGACAUCAGAUUCAACAUAUUCAUGACCCUAAUAAGACUCGAACGCGGGAAAAGUACCGAGUCGUCUACACGAAUUUUCAACGGCUAGAGUUGGAGAAAGAGUACAGAUUCAAUAGAUACAUUACCAUCAGCAAAAAAGCCGAAUUGGCUAAACAACUUCAACUUUCUGAGCGACAGAUCAAGAUUUGGUUUCAGAAUCGCCGCGCAAAGGAGCGCAAACAAACCAAAAGAGUCGGCUCCGAGUCGGAAAACGGCGGCGAUGACAUCGACGGGGCAGUGAAUGAUGACAUCCUCGUCGGUAGAUCUCCCUCUUCGGAGCAAACUAUCACUGAAGGAGAGCAGGAAAUCGCAGCGUUGCAGAGCAGCUCGUCCUCAAGCGGUUCUCCGCCUGGCCAGUCUCCUGCAAUUCAGAGCAUUAUGGACAACCUUGUUGAUUGCACUGAGAAGUACUUGAGCAAGACAGAAUGGAUAAAGUUUGAGCCUAAAUAA
Molecule: messenger RNA, 906 nt
Organism: Oikopleura dioica
Lineage: Eukaryota; Metazoa; Chordata; Appendicularia; Copelata; Oikopleuridae
Source: the annotation of a GenBank genome assembly